AUGCAGGUAUACCAACAGUUGAUUGAAAAAAAAGCGGCGCUGGCAGUGAUCGGGUUGGGGUAUGUGGGUCUGCCCGUUGCACUCUCCUUUGCAAAAAAAAUCCGGGUGCUGGGCCUUGAUACUGACGCUGCACGGGUGGCUUUGCUGCAGCAGGGCAUAGAUCCUGCGGGUGAAAUGAGCAGCCGGGAUUUUGCCGGCACGGAUAUCAUAUUUACCAGUAACCCUGCCGAUAUCAGGGAUGCUGUUUUUUACCUGGUAGCUGUUCCCACACCUGUAGACAAGCACAAAGUGCCUGAUCUUACAGCACUGAAAGCGGCUGCAGUAACGGUAGGCCAAUCUAUCAGCAGGAAUAACUGCGUGGUGUUUGAAUCCACCGUAUACCCAGGCUGCACAGAAGAAGAAUGUUUGCCGCUUAUUGAAAAAAUAUCGGGUUUACAAUGCGGCGAUGAUUUUAAACUUGGGUAUUCGCCGGAAAGAAUCAACCCGGGCGACAAAGUGCAUACACUGGCCAACACGGUAAAAAUUGUGGCCGGCUCAGAUGAAGGGGCACUGGCAGCAAUAGCCAGUGUUUACGAACUGGUAGUUGCUGCAGGCGUAUACAGGGCACCCAAUAUUAAAACGGCGGAGGCUGCCAAAAUUGUAGAGAAUACACAGCGGGAUGCUGGAAGCCAGUUAGAUGAUAAUCCACCUCAACGGCGAAGCCUAGGGCUUGGCGGUAGCCAAGUUAGCCUUUGGCAAUCAUCAACCCUGCGGAGCAGCUACGGGGUAAACACGAUGAAGGAAGCUAUUGGUUUAACUCAGGAACAAAAGGAUACAGCAAUAAACUCAACUGUUGCAGGGGUUGAUGAUAUGGAUGAUGAACAUAACCACAAUAUAAAACAGGUUAUCAAAAGCGAAGAUGAAGGUUAUUAUUCUUUGGAACAGCAACAGGAAAAUGAAUUUAUGGAAUUGGAACAACAAGAAGAUUUUAAAAACCUCUGGGUUUAUAUAAGACAGAAUCUUAGCGAAGCGGAAAAUGAAGUUCUUCAACAGUCCCUUUUCACCAAAAAGGAAACACCAGCACCAGUUACAGGUGAUACCGUAACAAUAAAAGGCGGCUAUCAGAAGCCGGGAAAUAAGUAA
Messenger RNA from Ostertagia ostertagi, 1122 nucleotides. The record is from the annotation of a GenBank genome assembly. Lineage: Eukaryota; Metazoa; Nematoda; Chromadorea; Rhabditida; Trichostrongylidae.